AAUUUGUGAGUGUUGUGCUUGAUUUUUUCCUUGAAAAUGGGAGUGAUUGGUGCACACUGUAUCUGGGACAGCUGGGGGCGCGCAGCAGCAGCAUGAAAAUGUUGCGCGUUCAAGGGAGGAAAAAAAAAAUCUCUCGCUCUGUAGAGCCUGCGCAGUUCAGCUGUUCUCGUCACUCCGAACUUUCGGGAGAACCACAGAAGGAGGGGAGAGAGGGAGAGAACAACGCCAUUUUCCCUGGACCUGUGCAGUCAGACAGGUGUCUUUAGUCCAGACUGGCACGUGGAUCAGCACCAGACAAUCCUUGUGGGCGGAGAAAUUGGACUCUGUACCAGAGUCGUAGUGGGCCAUCACAAGAGGAGGAAGAGGUGAAGGUGUAGCUAUGUCGACCACUUGGCGUGAUGACGAUGAAGAGUUAAGGGUGGGAGGAGUAAAAGGCGGUUUGAGAGCCAAACCGAGGUUCUCCUUUACGGAGGUCAAACUGCUGCUGGAGGCAGUGAAGAGGAACAGAUACAUCAUCCUUAGGAAGUUUAACCAAGGUGUGUCAGCUGAAACCAAGAAACAGACCUGGGCUGAAAUCACAAAUCAGAUCAACGGUCUGGGAGAGAAUCACAGAGAGGUGCGUCAGAUCAUGAAGAAAUGGGCUGACCUCAAAUGUGAUGGAAAGAGACGCAUCGCGGCCCUGAGGGGCCCCAACGGCAGCAACCUGAGGAAGAAGAACCUGGGCCCCGUGGAGAGGAUGGUCCAUAGGAUACUAAUGAUGAGUCCCAGAGGAGAUGGAGACAGUGAUCAGGACAUUGGAGAAGAUGAUGAUUUCUCGAAGCUUUACACUAAAGGCCUAUCCUCGAAUCCUGCUCCCUACUCCUACCUCAGCCUGACGGACAGCUCCCACUCGUUACCUGGAGGAGCCUGCUUAGACCUCUCUCCUCUCUCCUCACCAGAGAAAGAACUUGGUGGAGAUCCUUUCCAUUCCUCCUCUGACUUUGACGUAGACCUGGGUGAUGAUGGAGAACACAACAUGGACUUUGAAGAAAAUGAUGACUCCUUGUUCUCCUCCCAUCCUUCUUCUCUUCCCCCGCCCUCAUCUACCUCCCUGGACCCCCUGCCGGAUGAUGCCUUGCUGAGGAUCAAGCCAGUCCACACUUACUCCCGAAACAACAGCCAGAAUCACAACCACAUCCAGAACCACAACUACUCGAGACCAACACCUGGACCCUCUUCCGCUGUGGCCUCCACCUCCUCCGUUCUCCCUCCAGUAUCUGAUUCAGAUGCUGCCUCAUCCUCCGCUGCACCUCCUUUGUCUCAGUCCCCCACAAAUGCCAAAAUGACUGGCUCCUCCAUCCCUGCUCCCCCUCCUGCAUCCUCCUCCUCUACGCCUGUUGCAGCCAAUAACUCUACCUCUCACCCUGUGCCCUCUUCAUCCUCAUCCUCCGUCCCACCACCUCCUGCUCCUCCUCCUGCUUCCUCUGCUGCUGUAUCCUCCUCCUCUUCUGGUGCUGCUGUAACCACCGCUCCCUCAUCUUCUGUCCCUUCAGCGAGCCUUCAGCAACCACCUCCCUCCUCCUCCUCCUCUUCCUCCUCCUCCUCCUCCUCCUCCUCCUCAGUCCUCCCAUCCAAUCAACCCCCAACCUCAACCUCAAACUCAUCUGACCCUCUGCCGGCUGGAGCGUCCUCCCGCAGGUCCCAGAACCACGUGGCCCAGAUGGCCUCUCAGAGCCUCCAGCAGCAGCGGGCCAGCAGGAUGCUCCUGACCUCGGUGUCUCAGUCUCUGGAGGUGCUGGCUCAGUCUGUCCAGCUGCUGGUGGAGAGCCAGCAGGAGUUUGUGCAGGAGUCUCUGCUGCUGCAGAGAGAGACAGUGGACAUCCUGAGGGAUUUCUCCAACACGGCGCUGACUAUGCUGAGGGACAAAGCCAACAGUGGACAUUUGCCGACACAUCAUCAUCCCCCUUCACACUUCUGAAAAGUGGACAUGAACAAACUAGUAGGUUUUUACAAAAUGAGACAAAAUGGGAAGGAACAAGCCAAGUGCAGGGGAAUUUUGAGUGCUUCAGGUUUAAACUUCUGUCUUAUUAGUUAACAUCGUAAAAGAGAAGGUGAUAUUUGACUUUAACAACCUGAAAAUGGGACAAAUUAUUUGCCCAAAGGCACAAAAACAUGCCGCUUUGAGUCUUGUUUUUCGUUAUGUAUCUGCUGUUGGUUUGUAGCAGGCUCGUGUGUUAUCCGCACUGUAAUUGGCAGUUUAAAGUGGGUUUAAAGUGAGUUGUUUUGAGCUGCUGAAAUCACCCGCUUGCAGUGAGCGGCGAUGGGACUGUGCUCAUGUGUGGAGAAACAAACGCAGAUAAGAUGAUGCAGAGACAAGAGUCCCGCAUUUCAUUUAACAUUCGGCUCACUGAAUGACAGGAAUUGAGCAAAGCAACUGUAACAUGUCAGAAGAAUAUAAAUAGAUACUAAUCUUGCAUUUUAGAUUUUAGAGCCAUACGGUCACCAUUUUAAUGCUUUCAAUGCUGAUAAACUUAAUCUAUACUGGCUCAGCUCAAACUAGCCCCCCAGUCUCACUGUUAUUUCCAACAUGGCAGGUGCUGAGACACAGCAGGAAGAAAAUGAAAAUGAAAAGAACUGUUUAGUUGAGGUUGCUGCUGAAUUUACUGCUGCUGGUGAAAAAGUUUCUUGUGUCAUUUCCAAAGGGUUAAUCUUUUUAAAUUAAGGAAAAAAAUCUUCUCGCUGGUUUGUCUGUGCGAUCUAAUAACCUGCUUCUAAAAGGCCUCCACAGUUUGGUCUGGGAGUGCCUCAGUAACAUGAAUUGGAAACUCUGUUUAAUUGACUGAGAGAAGAGAAUAAACAAUUGUGCAUGA
Molecule: messenger RNA, 2849 nt
Organism: Seriola aureovittata
Lineage: Eukaryota; Metazoa; Chordata; Actinopteri; Carangiformes; Carangidae
Exons: 7
Coding region: 380-1957 (525 amino acids)
Cellular component (GO): nucleus
Source: RefSeq, a predicted model, not a curated record